Messenger RNA from Oncorhynchus nerka (sockeye salmon), 3511 nucleotides. RefSeq lists its product as uncharacterized. The record is from RefSeq and is a predicted model, not a curated record. The transcript is spliced from 3 exons. The coding region runs from base 1074 to 1928 and encodes 284 amino acids. NCBI's taxonomy places the organism in Eukaryota, Metazoa, Chordata, Actinopteri, Salmoniformes, Salmonidae.
CAUAGUAGGACUGUUGGGGAUCUGUCCAGGAGGGAGAGGGAGGGAGAGAGAGAGAGAGAGAGAGAGAGAGAGAAUGUGUUGCAUUCUUCAAGUAGGUUAGUGGUUGUGAAAGGGGGUAUCCACUGUCUCCACUGAAUCUCUUCUCCCCCAGUUAUUUUCUGGGACACUGCACUAUACAACUUUAUUUGACGGCAGAACAUUCAGAGGCUGUAAGCUUACGAACGCCGUUACAGAAUCACCCACCACAAACGGACCGAGUGGCGUGGUUACAGGCAGCAACAGCAGGAGCAGCGAAGGGAGGACGUUAUGGACAGCAAUGGCAUGGAGUAUACGACGUGGGAAGAAAUCGACAGGUGGGCGGCCGACCCAGAGAGAGUGCAGGAGCCCGCCUGGGAUUCCCUGCAGCAAUGCGAAGAGGGCUAUAGGCGAAUGGAGUCAAAAAGGAAGAACGCUGGCUAAAACGGAGAGGCGCUGGUAUAAACAGGCAGCGACAGCUGGAGCAGCAAAAGGAGGAUGAAGUAUUCGGAGAAUGGACAUGGGAAGACGUGUUGGAUGGUAAAGGUUGUUACACUUGGGAGGAGAUAUUGGCCGGAAGAGAUCGCCUCCCAUGGGAACAGGUGGAGGCACUAAGGAGAGCAGAGGCAGCCGGAGAUAGGAGCCGAAGAUACGAGGGAACACGGUUGGCAAGGAAGCCCGUAAAGCAGCCCCAAAAAAAUUAUUGGGGGGUGGCUAGAAGGGAGUAUAGCUAUGCCAGGUAGGAGACCUGCGCAAACUCCCUGUGCUCACCGUUGGGCUAGAGAGACCGGGCAGGCAUCGUGUUAUGCUAUGGAGUGCACAGUGUUUCCAGUGCGGGAACAUAGCCCGGUGCGGCACAUACCAGCCCUUCCUAUUGGCCGGGCUAGAGUGGGCAUCGAGCCAGGUAAGCUUGGGCAGGCUCGGUGCUCAAGAGCUCCAGUGCGCCUGCACGGUCCGGUCUAUCCAGAGCCACCUCCACACACCAGUCCUCCGGUAGCAGCUCCCCGCACCAGGCUUCCUGUGCGUGUCCUUGAUCCAGUACCACCAGUUCCAGCACCAUGCACCAGGCCUUCAGUGCGCCUCGCCUGUUCAGCGCAGCCAGCGCUUUUCUCCUCUCCUGCGCUGUCGGAGUCUCCCGCCUAUUUUGCGCAGCCAGAGCCUUUCUCCUCUCCUGCGCUGCCGGAGUCUCCCGUCUGCCCAGCACCGCCAGUCUGCCCAGCGCCGCCAGUGCUCCCAGUCUGCCCAGCGCCGCCAGUGCUUCCAGUCUGCCCAGCGCCGCCAGUCUGCCCAGCGCCGCCAGUGCUCCCAGUCUGCCCAGCGCCGCCAGUGCUCCCAGUCUGCCCAGAGCCGCCAGUGCUCCCAGUCUGCCCAGCGCCGCCAGUGCUCCCAGUCUACCCAGCGCCGCCAGUGCUCCCAGUCUGCCCAGCACCGCCAGUGCUCCCAGUCUGCCCAGCGCCGCCAGUGCUCCCAGUCUGCCCAGCGCCGCCAGUCUGCCCAGCGCCGCCAGUGCUCCCAGUCUGCCCAGCGCCGCCAGUGAGCCCAGCGCCGCCAGACAACCAGUCUCUUCCAGAUCUGCCAGACAACCAGUCUCUUCCAGAUCUGCCAGACAACCAGAAUCUUCCAGAUCUGCUUGUCAACCUGAAUCUUCCAGUUCCGCCAGCCAGCCAGGAUUUACCGGAGCCUACUACCUGCCUGAGCUUCAUCUCAGUACUGGGCUUCCUCUCAGUACUGGGUUUCCUCUAAGUACUGGGUUUCCUCUCAGUACUGGGUUUCCCCUCAGUCCCGGGCUGCCCCUCAGUCCCGGGCUGCCCCCCUGUCCCGAGCUGCCCCUCUGUCCCGAGCUGCCCCUCUGUCCCGAGCUGCCCCUCUGUCCCGAGCUGCCCCUCUGUCCCGAGCUGCCCCUCAGUCACUAGCUGCCCCUCAGUCCAGUGGGGAUCUGGGUGAGGACUAUUAGGCCAUGGUCGGCGGCGAGGGUGGAUUACCCCAGGACGCGAAGGGGAGGAACUAUUACAUUAAUGGAGUGGGGUCCACGUCCCGAGCCGGAGCCGCCACCAUGGACAGACGCCCACCCGGACCCUCCCUAUGGUUUUGAGACGAACGCCGUUACAUACGGAAGUAUAAACACCAUGGGACCACGCAGCCGCCAUACCGCUCAGGAAGGAGACGCGUUCUGUCUCCUAGAGAUGAACGUACUUUUCAAUAGCAGAACAACAGCAAAGUACCUUGUGAAGAUGCUGGAGGAAACAGGUACAAAAGUAUCUAUAUCCACAGUAAAACUAGUCCUAUAUCGACAUAACCUGAAAGGCCGCUCAGCAAGGAAGAAGCCACUGCUCCAAAACCGCCAUAAAAAAGGUUUGCAACUGCACAUGGGAACAAAGAUCGUACUUUUGGGGAAAUGUCUUCUGGUCUGAUGAAACAAAAAUAGAACUGUUUGGCCAUAAUGACCAUCGUUAUGUUUGGAGGAAAAAGGGGGAGGCUUACAAGCCGAAGAACACCAUCCCAACUGUGAAGCACGGGGGUGGCAGCAUCAUGUUGUGGGGGUGCUUUGCUGCAGGAGGGACUGGUUCACUUUACAAAAUAUAUGGCAUCAUGAGGAAGGACAAUUAUGUGGAUAUAUUGAAGCAACAUCUCAAGACAUCAAUCAGGAAGUUGAAGCUUGGUCGCAAAUGGGUCUUCUGAUGACCCCAAGCAUACUUCCAAAGUUGUGGCAAAAUGGCUGAAGGACCAGCAAAGUCGAGGUAUUGGAUUGGCCAUCCCAAAGCCCUGACCUCAAUCGUAUAGAAAAUUUGUAGGCAGAACUGAAAAAGUGUGUGUGAGCAAGGAGGCCUACAAACCUGACUCAGUUACACCAGCUCUGUCAGAAAUGGGCCAAAAUUCACCCAAUUUAUUGUAAGAAGCUUGUGGAAGGCUACCUGAAAUGUUUGACCCAAGUUAAACAAUUUAAAGGCAAUGAUACCAAAUACUAAUUGAGUUUAUGUAAACUUCUGACCCACUGGGAUUGUGAUGAAAUAAAUAAAAGCUGAAGUAAAUCACUUUCUCUACUAUUAUUCUGACUUUUCACGUUCUUAAACAAAAUGACCUAAGACAGGGAAUUUUUACUAGGACUAAAUGUCAGGAAUUGUACAAAAAAACUGAGUUUAAAUGUAUUUGACUAAGGUGUAUGUAAACUUCCGACUUCAACUGUAUCCUCUCUACCUCUAUCUAUCCUCUCUACCUCUAUAUCUAUCCUCUCUACCUCUAUAUCUAUCCCCUCUACCUCUAUAUCUAUCCUCUCUACCUCUAUAUCUAUCCUCUCUACCUCUAUAUUUAUCCUCUCUACCUCUAUAUUUAUCCUCCCUACCUCUAUAUUUAUCCUCUCUACCUCUAUAUCUAUCCUCUCUACCUCUAUAUUUAUCCUCUAUCCCUCUAUAUUUAUCCUCUCUACCUCUAUAUUUAUCCUCUCUACCUCUAUCUAUCCUCUCUACCUCUAUAUCUAUCCUCUCUACCUCUAUAUUUA